Neolamprologus brichardi is the source of this 355-nucleotide messenger RNA. Lineage: Eukaryota; Metazoa; Chordata; Actinopteri; Cichliformes; Cichlidae. The record is from RefSeq and is a predicted model, not a curated record.
GCUGUGAACUCCCAGACUGGAGUUUGCACUCCAGCUGGAGGGGUUGUCACCAGUUCAGUAGUGUUGCUUUCCUUGGCCUUCCUCAUGCCAGCCUUUUAUUACAUCCCCAAAGCUUCUCUAGCUGCUGUCAUCAUCUGUGCGGUGGCUCCCAUGGUGGAUUACCGUGUGGUGGCUAAGAUGUGGAAGAUCCGAAAGCUGGACCUUCUCCCCUUUUUUGUGACGUUCCUGAUGAGUUUCUGGGAGGUGCAGUACGGCAUCGUAGGAGGUAUAGCUGUGUCUGGAGCCCUGCUGCUCUACAGUAUGGCCAGACCCCAGAUAGAGGUGCGUUAUCUUUUUAUGUCUGUGUGCAAGCAGU